GGAACCAUCGUUAUUAUUUAUUAAUAUCAAAUCCCCCUCUUUCAUCCAUCAUGGACGAAAGUUGUCCGAAAUCCACCUCUCAAAGGAUUUCGUAUGAAAAUGCCACCUCAAUCUCAUCCCACCCUUCCAAAAGGCAUGCGCAAAGGAACCCAUAGUUGUUACGAAUGUCGCAAACGAAAAGUUCGAUGUAUCUUCACGAAAGAAUCUACUAUAUGUGGAAACUGUGAAUUAAAAGGUCGAAGAUGUACUGAGCAGAGGAGGGAGUUAAUACAAGCGGGAAAUGUUGAUACGAGAGAGAGUCUUAGAGAGAAGAUUAAGAGACUCGAAGCAGUUAUUGAGGAUUAUAGGAGGAAAAGCAGUAGUACUGCUCCUGAUGUGGUGGAUGAGAAUGUGAACAUUGAGUUGGGAAAUGUACGGGAGGAUAAGCCCAGUUCGGAGUCCCCUCCGUCAGAACUUGGAGCGAAACGUACACCAGUAUCUACUCCGUCGUCCCUUGGAACUGGAACUUCAGCUUCAGUUGAUAAAACUUCCUCUCAAGAUAUCGAUCCCAUCAUAACACUUUUCGAUAACGCUAUCUGGAGAAGCCAUAGCUCUGAUCUCAUCCCCGAGCGUAUUUCUAAGCUUGAUAAAUCUGAAAAUCCAGCAACUGCGAGAAAACGUAUUUGUACUCGCGAAUCAUUACUUUCUAGUCUUAUAUCACCACGGCUCCGUGAAAUAGUGAUCAGCGCUACGUGUUCAUGGUGGUAUACAUGGAGACCACUUGGUUCCAUAAUUCAAUCAUCAACCGGAAACCCAAAUUCGACACUUCAAGAUUUUAUCAUUUGGGCUCUUGAAUCACCUGAUCCAUCGAUUGUUGGUAUAGCAAUACUUUGUAUUGCAGUUUGUCUUCAACAAUUAGAUACUAGAAUUCAUCAAUAUAUUAUUCGACAGCUUCCUUCCUUACCCGGUACACUGUUUCAGGAAUAUCUCGAAAAAGUAGAAAGACACAUUGUGAAUGAUGGGGAUUUCGCUAGUACAGAAGAAGGUAUUGAGACGAUUGUUUUUGCGGCCAAGAUUCAUAUGAAUCUAGGUCUCAAUAGAAAAUGCUGGGUUUUAACCCACCAAGCAAUAUCCUACAGCCAACUUCUCAAUCUCCACCGUCCCCAUCUUUCCACCGACAAGAAUCCACUUGAAAGAAAUCAAAGAAUACAAUCCUGGCUCUCAUUAUGCGCAGGAGAUGCAUAUCUCUCACUUCUUCUCGGACUUCCAUAUGCUGCAGAUGGACGUACGAUUCCUAUCACUCAUAAUCACGAUAACACCACCUCACGAUUCCAUCACAAUCUCAUAAUCCUCUCCUCCAAAGUCAUAGAUCGAAACCAACGAAAUCUUCACCUCUCCAUUUCCCACACAAACAAAAUCCAAAAUUCCCUCGACACCACAACCCAAACCCUUCCCCCCUCAUUCUGGACCCCGCAAAAUUCUCUGUCGGAAAAUAAAAUCACGCGUCCUGAAUACCUCGAACAAAUCGCCGCUCAAUGCUGGUACUACCAUCUCCUCGUACUCCUCCACAUGCCCCUAAUGAUGCAAUCCUUCCUCAACUCCACCCUCGAAACCCACCGUAUCCAAUGCCUCUCCGCGGCACGCAAUCUCCUCCGCAUUUGGCAUAUCAUGCGUUCAGACAUGCAUGACGCAUUCUCCAUGGUAAAACUAAUCGACUACCAAGCAUUCGUCUGCGCAACCCUGCUAAUCCUCCACAAGCUCGAAUCCGGCAGCUGUGCGGGAGAGGGACCAGAAACACGCGAAACCCCCGAUGGAGAAUUAAUCGCGCGCACGAUCGCGACGCUGAAGAAAGCGGGGAGUUCGCUUGGAAAUGGGGUUGCGAAACAGGCGGUGCAGGGAUUGGAAAGUUUGGUGGGGUUGGGGUGUGAGGGGGAUGGGGAGAGGAGUAGGGGAGAGGGAUUGGAGAGGGGGAAUUUAUGUGCCAAAAUUGUGGUGCCGUAUGUAGGUGUCAUUACGAUUUCGCCUGGGGAGUAUUAUAAUUCUGGUUCUGGUGAUUGUGGAGGUGAGGGUGAGGGUGUUGUUGAAUCGGAAACGGAAAUACAUACGCAAAGUCGAAGUCAGAGUCAGAGUCGAAAUCAAAAUCAAACCCAACCAUUUUUAUUCUCGCUAGAGAAUAAUCAUACUCAGAAUCAUCAUCAUAAUCAUGAUCCUAGUCAUGACGAGGUAAACAAUACAAAUACAAACACGCAAAACGAAACCCCUCUAAGAGAAACAAGAGAAGUAAAUACCGUUACAGAUGCAAAUACAGAUGUACAAACACAAACACAAGGACAAAUACAAAUACAAAUGGAAUGGGCCUCGAUUGAUUUUGACUGGACGAGUAAUGUCACGAUGGGAUUUGAAGAUGAUUGGGCGUGGUUGAAUGGGCUGGGGGGAUGAUUUUGUUUGAUGGGAGGGAAGAAAGGGAAGGUGAUGAAGUAGUGGUUCUGGGGAAUAGGGAAUGGGGGAUAGGUCGGGGAUGAGUAUUAUAAAUAAGUAGAUGGGUAGGAUCUCGAUGGAGAAUGAAUGGAUGGAUGGUUGGCGGAUGAGAUAAAUAGAUAUGGCGAUGUUUUACUACAUGAAUGAAUUUAGUUUAAUUGAUGAAUUGAUUAGUCAUUUAGUUAGCUAGUUACUUAGCUAAUUAAACAGCCGUCGGGA
Botrytis cinerea B05.10 is the source of this 2676-nucleotide messenger RNA. RefSeq lists its product as hypothetical. Gene Ontology annotation, biological process: regulation of DNA-templated transcription. Gene Ontology annotation, molecular function: zinc ion binding; DNA-binding transcription factor activity, RNA polymerase II-specific. The coding region runs from base 94 to 2418 and encodes 774 amino acids. The transcript has 4 exons. NCBI's taxonomy places the organism in Eukaryota, Fungi, Ascomycota, Leotiomycetes, Helotiales, Sclerotiniaceae. The record is from RefSeq and is a predicted model, not a curated record.